Onychostoma macrolepis is the source of this 1772-nucleotide messenger RNA. RefSeq lists its product as uncharacterized. The record is from RefSeq and is a predicted model, not a curated record. NCBI's taxonomy places the organism in Eukaryota, Metazoa, Chordata, Actinopteri, Cypriniformes, Cyprinidae. The transcript is spliced from 5 exons. The coding region runs from base 78 to 1772 and encodes 564 amino acids.
UGAUUUCACAGGUUCCUCUUGAGCUGGAUUUAUAUCAGUACUAUUGUGAGAACCUUCUGAGAAUUCCUCAUCUGUUGAUGACUUUUCCUGUUCCCUUGAUUUCACAGGUUCCUCUUGAGCUGGAUUUAUAUCAGUACUUUUCUGAGAACCUUCUGAGUAUUCCUCAUCUAAUGAUGACUUUUCCUUUUCCGUUGAUUUCACAGGUUCCACUCGAGCUGGAUUUAUAUCAGUACUAUUGUGAGAACCUUCUGAUAAUUCCUCAUCUGUUGAUGACUUUUCCUGUUCCCUUGAUUUCACAGGUUCCUCUUGAGCUGGAUUUGUAUCAGUACCAUUGUGAGAACCUUCUGAGAAUUCCUCAUCUGAUGAUGACUUUUUCUGUUCCGUUGAUUUCACAGGUUCCUCUUGAGCUGGACUUAUAUCAGUACUAUUGUGAGAACCUUCUGAGAAUUCCUCAUCUGAUGAUGACUUUUCCUGUUCCGUUGAUUUCACAGGUUCGUUUUGAGCUGGAUUUAUUGCUGAAUUCUCAUCUGAUGAUGACUUUUCCUGUUCCGUUGAUUUCACAGGUUCCACUCGAGCUGGAUUUAUAUCAGUACUAUUGUGAGAACCUUCUGAGAAUUCCUCAUCUGUUGAUGACUUUUCCUGUUCCGUUGAUUUCACAGGUUCCACUCGAUCUGGAUUUAUAUCAGUACUAUUGUGAGAACCUUCUGAGUAUUCCUCAUCUGAUGAUGACUGUCCUUGUUCCGCUGAUUUCACAGGUUCCUCUUGAGCUGGAUUUGUAUCAGUACCAUUGUGAGAAGCUUCUGAGAAUUCAUCAUCUGUUGAUGACUUUCCUUGUUCCGCUGAUUUCACAGGUUCCUCUUGAGCUGGACUUAUAUCAGUACUAUUGUGAGAACCUUCUGAGAAUUCCUCAUCUGAUGAUGACUUUUCCUGUUCCGUUGAUUUCACAGGUUCGUUUUGAGCUGGAUUUAUUGCUGAAUUCUCAUCUGAUGAUGACUUUUCCUGUUCCGUUGAUUUCACAGGUUCCACUCGAGCUGGAUUUAUAUCAGUACUAUUGUGAGAACCUUCUGAGAAUUCCUCAUCUGUUGAUGACUUUUCCUGUUCCGUUGAUUUCACAGGUUCCACUCGAUCUGGAUUUAUAUCAGUACUAUUGUGAGAACCUUCUGAGUAUUCCUCAUCUGAUGAUGACUGUCCUUGUUCCGCUGAUUUCACAGGUUCCUCUUGAGCUGGAUUUGUAUCAGUACCAUUGUGAGAAGCUUCUGAGAAUUCCUCAACUGAUGAUGACUUUUGCUGUUCCGUUGAUUUCACAGGUUCCUUUUGAGCAGGAUUUAUUGCUGAAUUCUCAUCUGUUGAUGACUUUCCUUCUUCCGUUGAUUUCACAGGUUCCUCUUGAGCUGGAUUUAUAUCAGUACUAUAGUGAGAACCUUCUGAGAAUUCCUCAUCUGUUGAUGACUUUUCCUGUUCCGUUGAUUUCACAGGUUCAUCUUGAGCUGGAUUUAUAUCAGUACUAUUGUGAGAACCUUCUGAGAAUUCCUCAUCUGUUGAUGACUUUUCCUGUUCCCUUGAUUUCACAGGUUCCUCUUGAGCUGGAUUUGUAUCAGUACCAUUGUUCCACUCGAUCUGGAUUUAUAUCAGUUCCUCUUGAGCUGGAUUUGUAUCAGUACCAUUGUGAGAAGCUUCUGAGAAUUCAUCAUCUGUUGAUGACUUUCCUUGUUCCGCUGAUUUCACAGGUUCCUCUUGAGCUGGAUUUGUAUCAGUACCAUUGUUCCUCUUGA